AUGGGGAAGUUGAACUAUUCAGCGAGAAAAAUUGACGGCGAGAAGUUCGCGCGGGUCCUCUCCAGGGACUUGAGAAAGCGACUGCCAGAUGGACCCGGCUUUAAAGCUGCAGCACGGGAUCCGACUUUAGAGAUCGACAUUUCAAACAAGAAGCUGACAGACAAAGACCUCUCUGUGUUCAUCGAUGACCUCCUUGAAUGUAUCAGGGAGGAUCUUGCGAAAGUAGUUGAGUUCCAUCUUCAGGGAAACAACCUCACAGUUAAAUCUCUACCCAAGCUGGGCGAGGCAGUUGCGCUAAACGCAGGCGAGAUGAGGGAGCUUGACAUUUCCAACAAUAAUAUCAGUGUCAGCCCAGACCCUAAAGAUAAGGCGAUGUGGUGCAGCUUCCUCCAUUCCUUCAAGAACUGUUAUGUGCUCAAGAAGCUCGAUCUUGGGGGUAACCCUCUGGGGCCUGUGGGGUUGGAAAAUCUUGCUUGUGUUUACAUCAAAAGUGACCUUCACUUCCUCGAGGAUGAUGCUAACGCCAUUGUCGAACAUAAGCAUGAAGAGAGGCUCUUCAUCGAAGAUCCGGUUGUGGUAAAGGCCGCAGCUGGGAAGGAGAACGAACGCAGUACGAGGGGUAGUCGCCCUGGAAAGUCGCCAAACAAGGGGAAGAAGGCUUUGCGACAGACUUCUGGCCAGCCCAAAUCUAACCCCCUUAAAGGAACGGCACCUGACGAUCUCAAACGCUUCGCCUGUACCCGCGGCCUUCGCUCGAUUGCCUACCUCAUCUUGUCCAACGUUUACAUGGCAAAGAGUGGCACGGUACACCUUGCGAGUAUGCUGAGUAUGCAAAGAACCUCAGAGCAGCUCUUGAAGUUCCUUCCCGGGGGCAAAUCCCUAGUCUUACCUGAAACCGCACACAACAAAAGCAUUGUCUGGCUUCCCAACGACACUAUUCCUCAGAUCGCGAGCGAGUUCCUCGAAAAGGCCGAAGUCAUUAACGAGAUAAAAGUCCACAUCGACUCGGAUAGUGAACUCUCGAAUGACGACUUGGACCAGGGACUUGUCAGUAUCAUCACGGAGAUGAACGCAGAGUCCAAUCACAAAAUCGACACUGCUGCACAGAGGGAGCUUCAGAACAAAAAGAACACCGCGUACGUCAGACUCACCAAACGUGUCCGUAUGGAGGCACUGCAUGAUGAAGGCGUGCGUGGCACAGAUCUUUGGAUCACUGCUCUGCGAAUGAUGAACGUGUCCCGAAUCCUCCUUUGGCAAGGCAAGGACAGCAUUGCUGGCUCCCCACACAAGGAACAGGACCAGCAAGGAGAAGAAGAAGACGACGACGAUGACGACAGAGACGAUCCCAGUCCCUCCGCAGUCCAUAUUGAAGACAUCGCUCAGCGAUUCGAAAAACUGGAAGCAACCAACUCCCCGGAAUCACCUUCUUCUCCCGUUGAGAUCCAUGUCACUGAACCUGACCGCAUGGGCCCUUUCCAUCCCGGCACAGACUCAUUCAAUGCCAACUUUCCCAUCCUUCAUUCGUCCAUCACCACCGCCGAGAGUGUUGAGACUGCAUUCACCAGAAGCGAUGAAGAAGAACACAUUGUUACUGCAAGAAACAAGUUGUCCCCAUCACCACAACCCGCCCGCUCUGGAAAUGGCAGCACCCGCGCUACAUCCGGAUCCCGAGUCCCUCGCAAGGAAAAAGAGACCUGGCGCUUCGGCUUUACCCUCGAGAUUUGGCGCAGAAUCAUCGCUGGUGCGGUCGGCGCGGAAGGUAUUCUGGACUUGGAACAGCAGGCUCAGAUCAUGCGUUAUGCCACUGAUUGGAAGACUCUUAAGGACGAGAUGGGUAUUACAGGCCUUGAGGAUCACCAACAAAUCUGGAGGAUCUUGGAGAAGAAUAAUUGCUUCGUUUAUAGUCCUUUGUAG
Messenger RNA from Aspergillus nomiae NRRL 13137, 1914 nucleotides. RefSeq lists its product as uncharacterized. The record is from RefSeq and is a predicted model, not a curated record. The coding region runs from base 1 to 1914 and encodes 637 amino acids. The transcript has 4 exons. Gene Ontology annotation, molecular function: protein binding. Lineage: Eukaryota; Fungi; Ascomycota; Eurotiomycetes; Eurotiales; Aspergillaceae.